Molecule: messenger RNA, 955 nt
Organism: Cajanus cajan (pigeon pea)
Lineage: Eukaryota; Viridiplantae; Streptophyta; Magnoliopsida; Fabales; Fabaceae
Product: heme oxygenase-like, multi-helical
Cellular component (GO): cytosol
Source: RefSeq, a predicted model, not a curated record
GUUGGUACUUAAUAAGACAAAGCAUGAAACAAAAGAGUAGCGAGAAAAUGGAGGAAAAGGCAAAAGCUGAGGAGAAGAAGAUGGGUAUGAUCGAAGUUUGGUUGAGGAAGCACCGUUCUCUCUACAACGGAGCCACUAGACACCCACUUAUUCUCAGCAUCCGCGAUGGCACCAUAAACAUUGAUUGCUUCAAAACAUGGCUGGCACAAGAUUACUUGUUCGUUCGAGCGUUUGUCCCUUUCGCAGCCAGUUUGCUGAUAAAAGCUUGGAAGGAAUCAGAUGAGAGUGGUGACGUGGAAGUGAUAUUGGGGGGCAUGGCUUCUCUGGAGGAUGAGAUCUCGUGGUUUAAGAGAGAAGCCAACAAGUGGGGUGUUUCAGUUUCUGACGUUGUUCCUCAGCGAGCCAACGUAAAGUAUUGUGGGUUGCUGGAAAGUUUAAUGAGUCCAGAGGUGGAGUAUACUGUGGCUAUUACAGCAUUUUGGGCUAUUGAAGCAGUGUAUCAAGAGAGCUUUGCCCACUGCAUUGAAGAAGGCUCCAAAACCCCACCAGAACUGAAGGAGACUUGUGCAAGAUGGGGCAAUGAGGCUUUUGGUAACUAUUGCCAAUCUCUGCAAAAGAUUGCCAAUCGGCGCUUACAAAAGGCUUCUGAUGAAGAACUCAAAAAGGCUGAAGUUACGUUCCUUAGUGUUCUUGAGAACGAAGUUGAGUUCUGGAACAUGAGCCGUGGAAAUGUUUGAUUUUCUUCAAGAGGCCUUCAAUGUAUGACCAUGUAUAUAAAUAAAAUAAUCAAAGCCUAGGAAAACACUGCAUAUGUUUAUUUCGUAGAGAAAUAGAGUAAACUAGAACUGAGGAAACAGUUAAGGAAUGUUUGUUAAAGAAAUGCUACUCAAAAUCUCAAGCAUGCGUGUGUUUGGAUUUGAAUUCGCGUAUUGAGUUAUGUUUUCGAACAGAAUUA